AGGGAAUGCCGCAGCCAAGUCAGCAGGCAGAGCAACAGCUCCGCCAUGGACAGCUCAUCAUCGCCAGAAUGUGUCCACGAGCUUCUGACCAAUAAGAGGAAGAACGGCAACAGCUCGGAAGAUUCGAGAAUGGGAUGGAGAAGGUUCAAGAAGGAAAGCAACACAGGAUCGUCCGUGUCGACCACUUUGAAGCUGUAUGAGGAUCCGUGGAAGAUAAAGAAGACGCUGACGGAGAGCGACCUGGGAAUCCUGAGCAGGCUGCUGCUGGCGGCGGGAUCGGUGAAGAGGCACAUUCUGCCGGUGCUGGACGGCGAGGAUGCGAGAGGCGUGGAGAGCGAGGAAGGAAUUCAGGUUAGGGUUUGGGACGUGGACACCAAAUCCAUGCACCAGCUGCUGCUGAAGCGGUGGUCGUCUUCCAAAAGCUUUGUGCUGAUCGGCAAGUGGAGUCAGGACUUCGUCCGGCGGAGGGAAUUGCGCAAAGGCGACGAGAUUGGCUUCUACUGGGACCCUUAUUCCUCCCUCUUCAACUUCUGCGUUCUUAAGCGCGCUAAUCGCCCCUAGUACAUUUUAUAGCUGCAUCUUUGCCUUUCUUUUGUUUUCCAUCCAAUACUAUUUUUGUCAGAUGACGAGAAGUUUAUACGAAUAUUAGAGUAUGCUAACAACGUCCUUAAUUUCAUGGCUAACAAGAUCGAUUUGAACCUAUAUUGCUUUAUUAAGUUAUCAAUCAUAUCUUUACUAAGUAGACUGGACUGAAGUUUGUUGGUAAUAGUAUAUUGAUUUUUACAUGGUCUC
This is a messenger RNA of Prosopis cineraria, 792 nucleotides long. Its product is annotated as B3 domain-containing protein At2g33720-like. Lineage: Eukaryota; Viridiplantae; Streptophyta; Magnoliopsida; Fabales; Fabaceae. The record is from RefSeq and is a predicted model, not a curated record. Gene Ontology annotation, molecular function: DNA binding. The coding region runs from base 46 to 561 and encodes 171 amino acids. The transcript has a single exon.